Messenger RNA from Aedes albopictus (Asian tiger mosquito), 2172 nucleotides. Its product is annotated as probable peptidoglycan muropeptide transporter SLC46. Gene Ontology annotation, biological process: transmembrane transport. Bases 621 to 2078 code for a protein of 485 amino acids. Gene Ontology annotation, molecular function: transmembrane transporter activity. Gene Ontology annotation, cellular component: membrane. Lineage: Eukaryota; Metazoa; Arthropoda; Insecta; Diptera; Culicidae. The transcript is spliced from 7 exons. The record is from RefSeq and is a predicted model, not a curated record.
CUCGGGUUUGUUUUGAGUCGCUGAUGCGAAAAAUAUUCAUCAUUUCUGCCUUUUGCGUGUGUACUAAGAAGGUACCUUGGACUAUUUACAAAUCCUAACCCCUUGGAAAACAGCAGUGAUAGGCGAGACUGCGAGCUGAAAUCAUCUGUGAUAACGCACUCCAGCAAGCUAAGCAAAAUAACAACGUGACCGACCAGUCAGUGGUGUUUUGAUUUCGAUACGCGCGAAGAAUGGUGAAUUAAGCUCGGCCAAUAGCUACGCGUAAAUGGAUAUGAGGAUUGGUUAAAUGCUUUUUUUUUUGCAAAACCGAUACAUCUAUAGGAGUUUUUAGUAUCACCACAUUCCUAAGCGUGCAGCUUUAAUCAUCGAAUGAUUUGGAAUUAGUCCCGCUGUAACCAUCGUCAAGCGGCACAGAAGUCCAUCAGAAUGUUUUAAGGACUAGCAAAGUCAACGAACAGCCACAGUAAUCCACAACCGUAGUAAGAUGGUGAUAAGAAUCAUCCGUAGGGAAAAUUGCUGAUAACUGCACUUGUUACAAGCAGCAGCAGCAGUGAGGUGCAAACGACACCUUUGGUCGAAUCGUACGAAACGCAUAUCGCACUCCCAGUGACAACAUUAUAAUGGAUGGAGGUGAAGUGAGUGGUUACCUUGAAGAUACGCCGACAGUGUCCAGCGGGGAGCAGAACAAGUUUGAACGAAAGUAUCGCUACUUUAUUCUAGAGCCAGCUAUUCUGUUGCUGUUCUACGCGUGGAAUGUAUCGUCGGCCGUCUUCACAAACCAGGUCGUGUACCAGGCAUGCACGGUGACCUUCCAACACAAUGAAACUCUAUGUGCCCAACUGGGCACGCAAAAUGAAACCCAGCCCGAAAUCGAAGAGCUGGAACGAGAGGUACAGCCGUACGCGGCCACCAUCCUGAUGGCCAAAUCUCUGAUCGAAUCGAUCAUUCCGGCCCUGUGCAGUAUGUUUAUCGGGCCGUGGUCGGACAAGUACGGUCGCAAACCGGUACUGAUGUCGACGUUCAUCGGUUCCUUCCUGACCUACACCCUGGUGGCUGUGAUAUGCUUUCUGUCGACGCGGUACGAAAUCGAUCCGUGGUACUACAUUCUGGCAUAUAUCCCGGCUGCGUUGUCUGGUGGAAAUUGUGCGCUCAUUACGGGGGUGUUCUGCUACAUUACCGAUGUGACCAGUGAGGAAAAUCGAGCAGUUAAAAUGGGCGUAUUGGAGGCAGCCAUCUUCGGAGGACUGCUGUUGGGAGUUCUGAGCAGUAGCUACAUCCUGCGGUGGACCAACGCCGUAACGGUGUUUGCCAUUGCAUCCGGAGCAAUUCUCCUAGGUAUUUUGUACAUAAUUUUCUACAUAGAGGAGAGCAUACAGCCCGACGAGCUGGACAGCUCAACGAACAAACUGCGCGAAAUAUUCCGUUUCGAAUUGGUGGGUGAUCUGUUCCACACGUGCUUCAAACGGAGGCCCAAUUUUGAUCGUGUUAUCAUCUGGUUGGUGAUUGCCGCACUAGGUGCUAGUAUUUUUGCACUGGAGGGUACAGGAACGGUGUACUUCCUGUUUCUACGAGAACGAUUUGGAUGGACAGUGAAAGAGUAUUCCUUUUACGAUGCAACUGUCAUAGUAUUCAUGAUCGUUGGUAAUCUUGUUGGAAUGUACGGCGUGAAGAAGCUUUUUAACCUAUCGGAAAGUGUCCUAGCGGCGAUUGGAUUCUGCUGUUACGCCAUUGACAGCGCUAUCCGAGCAAUAGCCUACGAGCCGUGGCAUCUUUAUCUAGCACUGGGGGCUUCGAUGAUGAAGGGUAUUGCCGGUCCGAUGGGACGAGCGGUGAUCUCGAACACUGCUCCGCCAAACGAUAUCGGGAAGAUCUUCUCGCUAACGACAUCGAUCGAAUCGCUGACACCACUGGCAUCGGCACCCAUCUAUACCUACGUGUAUAAACAGACCAUGGCGUGGUAUCCGGGAGCGUUCAAUCUCAUCAGUGCGACGGUAUUUUUCUUCUGCUUGUGCCUUAUGCUUUUGGCCCGAGUGUUCCAGGGAAUGUAUCAAGCGACUACUUAUACGUCGAUAAACUAAAGUGUAAGAAAGACGUAAAACGGAUUUGAUUUUAGGCGAAUAUUAAGUUGAUAUUUUCAAAACUAAACCAAAUAAAAUGUAUUUUAUUUUAAUA